Bombus pyrosoma is the source of this 1365-nucleotide messenger RNA. RefSeq lists its product as uncharacterized. The record is from RefSeq and is a predicted model, not a curated record. The transcript has a single exon. NCBI's taxonomy places the organism in Eukaryota, Metazoa, Arthropoda, Insecta, Hymenoptera, Apidae. The coding region runs from base 1 to 1365 and encodes 454 amino acids.
AUGCAUCUGAAAAAAAUAUUCGCACUGUUCGCUGCCGGCCUGGCAGUAGCCCAGGCUGUUCCAACGUCGAAGACCGAAGAAACUUUGGAAAAGGAGAUCCUGAAGUUGGAAGAAGAAGUGAAGGACCUGGAGAGAUCUAAGAAGUCGGUGCUAUAUUUAAAUCAGCCUUCGACGCUCUUCCCAACUCAAACCUACAGUAUCCAGGUGCCUGGGCAAUCAUCGAUGCAGACCCUAAGUAUCCAACAGCCUGAGCAAACAUUCAGCAUUCAAGCCAAUGGUCAACCAGCUCAGCUCCUCAACAUUCAACCAGCGUCACAGGUUGCCGAAACCAUUAGCAUUCAAUCUAAUAGUCAACCAGCUCAGCUUCUUAACAUCCAAUCGGUACCACAGGCUGUUGAAACUGUAAGCAUUCAAGCUAAUGGCCAACAAAAUCAACUUUUUAAUAUCCAACCACAAACUGUUGAAACGCUCAGCUUUCAACAACCUGCCCAAACUUUCAGUAUCCAAGCCAAUGGACUACCAAACCAGCUUCUUAAUAUCCAAUCCGUACCGCAAACUGUCGAAACUCUCAACAUCCAACAACCAGUUCAAACCUUGAGUAUCCAAGCCCAUGGUCAACCAACUAAACUUUUCAAUAUUCACUCCGUUCCACAAAAUGUCGAAACCCUUAGUAUUCAAUCCAAUAACCAACCAGCUCAGCUCCUCAAUAUUCAAUCGGGACCACAAACUGUGGAAACUCUCAGCAUCCAGUCCAAUCCUCAACAGUCUGCAGUCUUCAAUAUUCAACCUGGAGCGCAAUCCGUCGAAACUCUCAACAUCCAGCCAAUAGGACAGCCUGUUCAAACUCUGAGCUUUAUCCAGGGACAACCUAGCGCCACCCUGAUUGCUCAGCCGAGUUCGUCAUUCACGGAGAUUAUUCAAUCGGCUCAACCACUGCCAGCGCAAACCAACGUGAACAUCGUUCAACAACCUUCGGUUUCGGUCAAGGAUGUGGUGGUGUCGAGCGAUCCAGUCGUCGAAACAAUCACUCGGGAAGUUGUCAAGCCCGUGGCGGAAGAAAUCAUCGUUUCGCCAGUGCAAAAUGAAGUAGUCAUGGACGUUGCUUCGGUGGUACCAACUUACAGAGAGCAGGUGGUCGUUUCACCAUCCAACUCUUUUUUCAUGAUGUCGGAUCCGGAGAUGUCGUCCUACGUGAAUGUUCCUCAAAUGCAGUUCUACAACCCAAGAGUUCUGACAUCAGUGAGACCUGCCAACCUGAUAAUAGAAGAACCAAUGCGCGUAGUGAAGGACAACGUGGUCGACACCAUGCAAAGCAGAAUAUUGGGUGGCCGUGUGACCGAGUCAGUGGUCUCGCGCUUAUUUUAA